Saccostrea cuccullata (small rock oyster) is the source of this 755-nucleotide messenger RNA. RefSeq lists its product as uncharacterized. The record is from RefSeq and is a predicted model, not a curated record. The annotation marks the transcript as partial. Gene Ontology annotation, molecular function: nucleic acid binding. The transcript has a single exon. Gene Ontology annotation, biological process: DNA integration. NCBI's taxonomy places the organism in Eukaryota, Metazoa, Mollusca, Bivalvia, Ostreida, Ostreidae.
CUAGCAACAGAUGUGAGAGAUUUGUCAGAAGAGUAUGUGAACUUCAUUGCCCUGGAAUCUUUGCCACGGCAAUAGAACUAGAUGAUGCGAAACGAGCCACACUAAAUGACAUUACUUUACAGAAGGCCAUUGAGUUUACUAGAAAUGGUGACUGGUACAAGAUGAAGAGCCUGAAACAGGACGAAGCAAAUCUCGAGGAACUGACAGCAAUCAGCUCAGUGCGAGACGAACUUACUAUUCACAGUGAUAACAUUCUGCUACGUGACACACGCAUUAUCUUACCAAAAGCCCUUCGAAUUCGUGACAGGGCUAUAGACAUGGCACAUGAGGGUCAUCAGGGGAUGGCAAGAACAAAAGCUUUUCUUAGGGCAAAAGCAUGGUUUCCUGGCAUGGAUGUCCGUGUCACAAACUGCUCAGCCUGUCAACUCCUUACUCCUGAACGUCAUACCAUGGAGCCGUUGAAAAUGUCGGAACUACCUGGUGGACCUUGGGAGAAUUUGAGUAUCGACUUCUGCGGACCAUUACCCAGUGGAGACUAUUUAUUUGAGAUAAUUGACAAUUAUUCACGUUACCCAGUAGUUGAGAUUGUAAAAUCCGUCUCUGCUAAGUCCGUCAUACCUGUAUUGGACAAAGUUAUCAGUGCAUAUGGGAUACACAAGAUAAUAAAAAGUGACAAUGGAAGCCCUUUCCAAUCAUACGAAUUUAGAAGAUAUGCAGAACAUAUGGGGUUUAUCCAUCGGAGGAUAACGCCAUGA